This is a messenger RNA of Linum trigynum, 2529 nucleotides long. The record is from the annotation of a GenBank genome assembly. Lineage: Eukaryota; Viridiplantae; Streptophyta; Magnoliopsida; Malpighiales; Linaceae.
CCUACAAUUAUCCUAUAUAAAAAAAUACCUACAAUUAUUGAAUGGUUAAAGUUCGUCCUAAAAAUUAGUAACCAUCGUCCUAACUUAAUAUGUAAUUUAUCGAAUUGCCCAUUUUGAAUUUCAAAAUCAAACACACCCCCCUCCAUAAAUCUUUAAAAAAAAACAAACAUCCAACAAAUUAUCUUAUGGACCGAACCAUAAAUCAUAGUGAAAGAUUAUUAAUAUAAACCAAACAAAUCCAAAAAAAUUCCAAAAUCCUUCAACAUAAGCCAAUUUUUGGUUGUACCAUGGCUCAACCGAAGCCAAUUUUCGGUUGUACCAUGGUGCAACCGAAGGUGAUUUUCGGUUGGUCCAUGGUACAACCGAAAAUUGCCUUAGGUUGAGCCAUGGUACAACCGAAAAUUGGCUUCGGUUGAAGGGUAUUGGGUUUUUUUGGAGAAAAAAAAAAUCGGAUCGUUACCUCAUCGGAGUUGCUACUCUUGAUUCGGACGUAUUCCCAACGAUUACGACUUGAGAAUGUCAACGAUGAAUUCGAAAGUGUGGGAAGAGUGUUUUUCAUAUUUUUUUUAGUCAAAGUGAUGUUUGUUUGCUAAAGAUGCUAAAGGAUUAAAAGUGUAAUUUUGUUAUUUUUUAGGACGAUCAAUAGUAAUUUUAAGGACGAAUUUUAUUGAUUCCCACUAAUUAUCUGCGAUUAUAAUCCCAAAAGAGAAGAAUAUAAAUCAAUUCGAGUUGGAUACGAUGACUACUUAAUAAGUUAACCAUAAAUAGUUAAAUACUUUCUCCCACCUAAAAAAAAGGUUACACGUUUGUUUUUCAUAGAAUCUUUCACUGAGAUUGCGCCAAAUAGAAUAGAAUCCUGGUAAGAACACUGAUAAAACCAAACCCCCGAACUAUAAACCCCCCGAUACUCGGAUCACAAAGUGCUCAUAUCACAAUUCUUUCCACAAAAUCCCACUCCCAAAUUUCCCCUUCUGAAAAUCAUCACCACCGCCCUGUUUUCCCGGCCACCACCGCCGCCGCCGCCAUGGCCGACGUGGAACAACCUAUCGUCGGCGCCGAACCGAGCCCCUUGAAACCCAAGAAGCUAAUCACCCUAGUCCCCCUCAUCUUCCUAAUCUACUUCGAAGUCGCCGGCGGGCCGUACGGCGAGGAGCCGGCAGUUCAGGCGGCCGGCCCGUUCUACGCUCUCUUGGGCUUCCUCAUCUUCCCUUUCAUCUGGUCCAUCCCCGAGGCCCUAAUCACCGCCGAGCUCUCAACCACCUUCACGGGCAACGGCGGGUUCGUCCUCUGGGCCCAACGGGCUUUCGGCCCAUUCUUCGGAUCCCUAAUGGGCUCGUGGAAAUUCCUCAGCGGCGUCAUCAACGUCGCCGCCUACCCGGUCCUCUGCAUCGGCUACGUCGAGAAGAUGUUCCCCGUCCUGCAGUCCGGCUGGCCGCGGAUCGUCGCCAUCGUCGCCGCGAUCCUCGUCCUCGCCUUCGUCAACUACUUGGGCCUCAACAUCGUCGGGUACGCGGCCGUGAUCUUGGGCCUGAUCUCGCUUUCCCCCUUUAUUUUAAUGUGCCUGAUCGCAAUCCCUAAGAUCCGGCCCAAGAGAUGGCUCUCAUUGGGCCAGCCCGGAGUGAAGAAAAACUGGAACCUCUUCUUCAAUACUCUGUUCUGGAAUUUGAAUUUCUGGGACAACAUCAGCACGCUCGCCGGAGAAGUCAACAAACCGGGGAAAGCUUUCCCCGUGGCUCUGCCGGUAGCGGUAACAAUCACCUGUUUAUCAUACUUGCUCCCUCUGUUCGCCGUCACGGGAGCCGUCGACGUGCCGCAAGCGGAGUGGGGAUCUGGGUUCCACGCCACGGCGGCUGAACUCAUCGCCGGGAAAUGGCUCAAGAUCUGGCUCGAAAUUGGGGCCGCGCUGUCCGCAAUCGGGCUGUACGAGGCCCAAUUGAGCAGCUGCUCGUUCCAGAUCCUGGGUAUGGCUGAAUUGGGGAUUCUGCCCAAAUUCUUCGCCACGAGAUCGAAGUGGUUCCACACGCCGUGGGUCGGGAUCAUUGUGCCGACGGCGCUGACGAUUGGGGUGUCGUUCUUGCAGUUCACAGAUAUAAUCUCAUCGGCGAAUUUCAUCUACAGCUUGAGCAUGUUGUUGGAGUUCUCGUCGUUCUUGCGGCUGAGGUACAAGAUGCCGGAGCUUGAGAGGCCGUACAGGAUCCCGAUGAGGCUGCCGUUGCUCUGCGUUUUCUGCUUGAUCCCGUGCGUGUUCUUGGUCUUGCUGAUGGUGAUCGCCACCAAGACGGUGUACAUGGUGAGUGGGCUGAUGACGGCCGGAGCGAUUUUGUGGUUUCUGAUGAUGUGGCAGUUGAGGAAGCACAACUGCUGCGUCUUCGUCGUUGAUCAAGGGCACCAGGCUAGUACGAAUCAGCCUAAUUCCUGAUUUUUUCCCCAGUCGUUCUGGGGUUUCGAAGCAUUUCUUAAUAAUUAGAUCGUCGGUGGUGUUGGUUUUUUGCACUUCUCUUGAAAAGAAAAGAAAAAAAAAAGGUGAAU